Hemisphaericaspora subhashii is the source of this 849-nucleotide messenger RNA. It is a transcript of the gene PRE5, whose product is annotated as proteasome core particle subunit alpha 6. Gene Ontology annotation, cellular component: proteasome core complex; proteasome core complex, alpha-subunit complex; nucleus. NCBI's taxonomy places the organism in Eukaryota, Fungi, Ascomycota, Pichiomycetes, Serinales, Debaryomycetaceae. Gene Ontology annotation, biological process: ubiquitin-dependent protein catabolic process. Bases 1 to 849 code for a protein of 282 amino acids. The transcript has a single exon. The record is from RefSeq and is a predicted model, not a curated record.
AUGUUUAGAAAUAACUACGACAACGAUUCAGUCACAUAUUCGCCUACAGGACGAUUAUUUCAAGUGGAAUAUGCAUUAGAAGCAAUUAAGCAAGGUAGUGCUGCAGUUGGAUUGGUGUCCAAAUCUCACGUAGUUUUAGUUGCAUUAAAACGUAAUGCUGAAGAAUUAGGUUCAUAUCAAAAGAAGAUUAUUAAGAUUGACGAUCACAUGGGUAUUGCAUUAGCUGGAUUGGCACCAGAUGCAAGAGUAUUAUCCAAUUAUUUAAGAAAACAAGCAAUGACAAGUAAAAUGAUUUUCAAUAAACCAAUUCAAACAUAUAAAGCAGUGUUAUCAAUUGCUGAUAAAGCUCAAGAAAACACCCAAUCUUAUGGUAGUAGACCAUAUGGUGUUGGAUUGUUGAUUGCUGGUUAUGAUGAAACUGGUGCUCAUCUAUUUGAAUUUCAACCUUCUGGAAGUGUAUUGGAAUACUUUGGAACUGCCAUUGGUGCAAGAUCUCAAGCUGCCAGAACUUAUUUGGAAAGAAAUUUAGAUAAAAUACGUCAAUGUGAAACUGUGGAAGAAUCGAUUGUUCAUGGAUUAAAUGCAUUAAGAGAUACUUUGUCUCAAGAUGUUGAAUUGACUUUCAAAAAUACCUCAGUGAGUAUAGUUGGUAAAGAUCAAGAUUUCAUCUCCUACGAUGAUGAAGAUGUACAACAAUGGCUAGACAAGCUUGAUUCCGUAUCAAAUGCCAGAAAUAGAGGUGACGAUGAUGAAGAGGAAGAAGCUGAAGCUCCCGAAGCCACUGAGGCGGGAGCUGAUGAACAAGGGGACGUCGCGCCUUCCGAAGAUAGGAUGGAUACUGACGAAUAG